Gorilla gorilla gorilla (western lowland gorilla) is the source of this 6760-nucleotide messenger RNA. It is a transcript of the gene PALD1, whose product is annotated as phosphatase domain containing paladin 1. The coding region runs from base 599 to 3235 and encodes 878 amino acids. The transcript is spliced from 20 exons. The record is from RefSeq and is a predicted model, not a curated record. NCBI's taxonomy places the organism in Eukaryota, Metazoa, Chordata, Mammalia, Primates, Hominidae.
CAUGAUGGGUGUGGGCGGAGGGACCCCUCUCCAUCCAAAGCUCUGCUCUGCUGUUCCCCUCUCACCUCUGGGGGCCGAGGGGCGCGUUUCCUUAGGACCCCGGGGCGUGGGAGAAGCCCCUGCUUGGGGGGACCGUCUGCUGUUUAGGGGCUCCCCUUCGACACGUGGGAGGCAAAAGUGCAGAGCGCACGAUCAUCCAGCUCCGGCCGCACUGCACAGCGAGGCCGGCCCGGAGCCCGGAUGCUGGGCUCGGUCCCGCCGAGGCUCGGCCUGGCUGUAAAGCAGAGGGGGGCGAGGGAAGCCGGGCCAGCGGUUGUCGCGGGUAGCCGGCGUCCGGGACGGGGUGUGGCGCCCAGAGCGCUGCUGCCUCUCGCAGCCAGGAGGCUGGAUGUCGGGUUUGGGUGUCUUCCAGAAGGAGCCGCACUAGCGACGAGGGAAGAGGAACUGGCUUCCCGGGCAGUCUCCCCCUCCCCAAACUUUUCCUCCUCGCGGAGGGGGCGGGCGGAGGGAGGAAGCGCAGCCGGGGAACGUGGCGCCCGCGUUCCUCCCGCCCGGGGGCUGCGGCUGGGGUCUGGGGUCCUGAGGCUGCCGGCAGACUAUGGGUACAACGGCCAGCACAGCCCAGCAGACGGUCUCGGCAGGCACCCCGUUUGAGGGCCUCCAGGGCAGCGGCACGAUGGACAGUCGGCACUCCGUCAGCGUCCACUCCUUCCAGACCACUAGCUUGCAUAACAGCAAGGCCAAGUCCAUCAUCCCCAACAAGGUGGCCCCUGUUGUGAUCACGUACAACUGCAAGGAGGAGUUCCAGAUCCAUGAUGAGCUGCUCAAGGCUCAUUACACAUUGGGCCGGCUCUCGGACACCACCCCUGAGCACUACCUGGUGCAAGGCCGCUACUUCCUGGUGCGGGAUGUCACUGAGAAGAUGGAUGUGCUGGGCACCGUGGGAAGCUGUGGGGCCCCCAACUUCCGGCAGGUGCAGGGUGGGCUCACUGUGUUCGGCAUGGGACAGCCCAGCCUCUCAGGGUUCAGGCGGGUCCUCCAGAAACUCCAGAAGGACGGACAUAGGGAGUGUGUCAUCUUCUGUGUGCGGGAGGAACCUGUGCUUUUCCUGCGUGCAGAUGAGGACUUUGUGUCCUACACACCUCGAGACAAGCAGAACCUUCAUGAGAACCUCCAGGGCCUUGGGCCCGGGGUCCGGGUGGAGAGCCUGGAGCUGGCCAUGCGGAAAGAGAUCCACGACUUUGCCCAGCUGAGCGAGAACACAUACCAUGUGUACCAUAACACCGAGGACCUGCGGGGGGAGCCCCAUGCCGUGGCCAUCCGUGGUGAGGACGACUUGCAUGUGACGGAGGAGGUGUACAAGCGGCCCCUCUUCCUGCAGCCCACCUACAGGUACCACCGCCUGCCCCUGCCCGAGCAAGGGAGUCCCCUGGAGACCCAGUUGGACGCCUUUGUCAGUGUUCUCCGGGAGACCCCCAGCCUGCUGCAGCUCCGCGAUGCCCACGGGCCUCCCCCAGCCCUCGUCUUCAGCUGCCAGAUGGGUGUGGGCAGGACCAACCUGGGCAUGGUCCUGGGCACCCUCAUCCUGCUUCACCGCAGUGGGACCACCUCCCAGCCAGAGGCUGCCCCCACGCAGGCCAAGCCCCUGCCUAUGGAGCAGUUCCAGGUGAUCCAGAGCUUUCUCCGCAUGGUGCCCCAGGGAAGGAGGAUGGUGGAAGAGGUGGACAGAGCCAUCACUGCCUGUGCCGAGUUGCAUGACCUGAAAGAAGUGGUCUUGGAAAACCAGAAGAAGUUAGAAGGUAUCCGACCGGAGAGCCCAGCCCAGGGAAGCGGCAGUCAACACAGCAUCUGGCAGAGGGCGCUGCGGAGCCUGGAGCGAUACUUCUACCUGAUCCUGUUUAACUACUACCUUCAUGAGCAGUACCCGCUGGCCUUUGCCCUCAGUUUCAGCCGCUGGCUGUGUGCCCACCCUGAGCUGUACCGCCUGCCCGUGACGCUGAGCUCAGCAGGCCCUGUGGCUCCGAGGGACCUCAUCGCCAGGGGCUCCCUGCGGGAGGACGAUCUGGUCUCCCCGGACGCGCUCAGCACUGUCAGAGAGAUGGAUGUGGCCAACUUCCGGCGGGUGCCCCGCAUGCCCAUCUACGGCACGGCCCAGCCCAGCGCCAAGGCCCUGGGGAGCAUCCUGGCCUACCUGACGGACGCCAAGAGGAGGCUGCGGAAGGUUGUCUGGGUGAGCCUUCGGGAGGAGGCCGUGUUGGAGUGUGACGGGCACACCCACAGCCUGCGGUGGCCUGGGCCCCCUGUGGCUCCUAACCAGCUGGAGACCCUGGAGGCCCAGCUGAAGGCCCAUCUAAGCGAGCCUCCCCCAGGCAAGGAGGGCCCCCCGACCUACAGGUUCCAGACCUGCCUCACCAUGCAGGAGAUCUUCAGCCAGCACCGCAGGGCCUGUCCUGGCCUCACCUACCACCGCAUCCCCAUGCCGGACUUCUGUGCCCCCCGAGAGGAGGACUUUGACCAGCUGCUGGAAGCCCUGCGGGCCGCCCUCUCCAAGGACCCAGGCACUGGCUUCGUGUUCAGCUGCCUCAGCGGCCAGGGUCGUACCACGACUGCGAUGGUGGUGGCUGUCCUGGCCUUCUGGCACAUCCAAGGCUUCCCCGAGGUGGGUGAGGAGGAGCUCGUGAGUGUGCCUGAUGCCAAGUUCACUAAGGGUGAAUUUCAGGUAGUAAUGAAGGUGGUGCAGCUGCUACCCGAUGGGCACCGUGUGAAGAAGGAGGUGGACGCGGCGCUGGACACUGUCAGCGAGACCAUGACGCCCAUGCACUACCACCUGCGGGAGAUCAUCAUCUGCACCUACCGCCAGGCGAAGGCAGCGAAAGAGGCGCAGGAAAUGCGGAGCCUGCAGCUGCGGAGCCUGCAGUACUUGGAGCGCUAUGUCUGCCUGAUUCUCUUCAACGCGUACCUCCACCUGGAGAAGGCCGACUCCUGGCAGAGGCCCUUCAGCACCUGGAUGCAGGAGAUGAAAUCUUUUUCUGUCGCCCAGGCUGGAGUCCAGUGGCGCGAUCUUGGCUUGCUGCAACCUCCACCUCCUGGGUUCAAGCGAUUCUCUGGCCUCAGCCUCCCAAGCAGCUGGGAUUUUAGGCACGCACCACCACACCCAGCUAAUUUUUGUAUUUUUAAUAGAGACAAGGUUUCGCCAUGUUGGCCAGACUGGUCUCAAACUCCUGACCUCAGGUGAUCCACCUGCUUUGGCCUCCCAAAGUGCUGGGAUUACAGGUGUCAGCCACUGCGCCUGGCCACUAGUGAUGUUUUGAUACAUUCUUUGUUAUGUCUCUUUCUUAAAUACCAGUACAUAUUGCUGAAUUAUAAUAUUAAAAAAUGAGUUAAUAUACAUGCAACCUUUAGGACAGUGCCUGACAGUGCCUGUGAGUAUACAAUCAGUUUUAGCUGACUUUGCCCAGUCUCUCUCUCCAAGCCCUGUGGGUGCUCAGAAGGAGUCCCCCAUUGACCUACAUGUGUGGUCACUGUCAUGUGGCAUCCUCAUUGCUUCCAGGACUUCAGACAUCCCUGACCCUACCCCCACCCCCAUUUCAGGUGCCCAGGCUGUGCCGUGUCAGGCGGGACUUGACCUUGGGUCUGUGCCUACUUUUAACCAAGGAUUUGGCCAGGUCCCUGGUUAAGCCUCCACCCUGUCUUCCCUGCUGCCCUGGUGGAGACCCGGUACCCCAGGCUAGCAGCCUUGAUAUGCCUGGCUCCCACUCCCUUAAGACAUGUUCUUUCCUGGAAGCCCCUCAAUCUUCUGGGGGUCCUGUCACACCAGUUUGCCCAGACAAGGCGGGCCUUAGCUGGGUCCACCUGGGACGUGCACCCCUUAGUGUGGUGAUGAGUGCCCUUAGUGUUCUGUGUAUAAGGGGACAUGUGCAAGGGGGAGGUCUGUGCAUGUCAGCUGUGGGCAGUGAUGCAGCAGAUCACUGCAAAAUUGGGCAUCUACACAGACCAGGCACCAUGCCAGGCACCAGGGAGCUGUGGACGGGGACAGCCUGCCUUCCAGGAGCUGGUGGCACUGCAAGGACAAGAGAGAAUGAACAAAUCAUUUUCACCAGGUGUCGUGAGAGCUAGGGUGGGGCAGGGUUUGGAGAACAGUGGCGGUGUGAUAGGCCAGAACCAGCCAGGACCCCACUUCCCUCUCUUCUGGAGCUUCUAGAACAAGGAACCAGCGAUGUUGUGGACCCAGGGGGAGCCAGGGGGCCUGUGGUGUCGGGUGGGACCACCGCACCCCGGAAACCAUAUAGCAUUGAUGGUCUGAGCUCUUCUUAAUCUCUGCACCCGCUCUCCCAUCCUUUAGCCAGACUUGAGAUCUGGCCAGACCCUGAGAAGGGCCCAUCCACAAAGGGCCUUUGGUUUCUCUACUUGUCACAAGAACUGGUUUUGGAUGAACAGGAAGAAUGAAGCCGCCCACCGGCCAUCGCCUGCCUGGUCCUUUCUUGUGGUGUUCAGUGUGGAAACCUCAAACUGUAUCUGCAGAAUUGGCACGCAUGUAUUGUAACUGGUUUUCUCUUACAAAAAGCUGUUCGUCUUUUAUUCAUACAAGUACAGUGUAACCAUCCACUAGUUGUGAAAAUUCAACCAGUAUCUUUAUCUCCCUCCCUGUUCUCACUCCUACUCCCUGGGCUCUGGUUUUAAAAGGUAUCACUGUGACCCAUGCAGCCCCGUGGGUGGUUGGGCCUUUCUCCUCUCUGUGCUGUCCCUGGCUGUGUGGCAUCCCCGCCUGCUUCUCUGGCCACCUAAUACUGUGUGCUACACACACCCCUUUCUGCUCAGCCAGCAAGCGUGGUUUCAGCAUCCAUCCACACAGUGAAGCAGUUCAAAAGAGCUUGGGUAAAUCACACCGCCUCUCUGAGACACAAUGUCCUCAAUUGUAAGUGGGAUUAAAAUGCUUAUUUUGGGCCGGACGUGGUGGCUCAUGCCUGUAAUCCCAGCACUUUGGGAGGCCGAGGUGAGUGAAUCACCUGAGGUCAAGAGUUCGAGAUCAGCCUGGAUAACAUGGUGAAACCCCAUCUCUACUAAAACUACAAAAGUUAACUGGGCAUGAUGGUGGGUGCCUGUAAUCCCUGCUACUCGGGAGGUUGAGGCAGGAGAAUCACUUGAACCUGGGAGGCGGAGGUUGCAGUGAGCCGAGAUCAUGCCACUGCACUCCAGCCUGGGAGACAGAGUGAGACUCCAUCUCAAAAAAAAAGAAAAAGAAAAAAAUGCUUAUUUUAUAGGGUAAGUGGAAGGAUCAGAGUUAAUGGCCAUGAAGUUCCUAUUGCUGGGCCUUACACACAGCAGGUACUCACUGCAGGAAUUGUCUUGUUCUGUAGAGUAUGUUAUUAGGAGCCCUGGAGCAGAAGAGUCCAUCUGAGGAGUAUCUGAGUUAGUGGUAUGGAAGUGACAUUACUCAUGAGUGAUGGCAGGGGGUCAGGGGCAGAGGGCACCACUGGCUCUCGGAAUGCAGCACCUCAGCUUGGGUGUCCUCUGGCACUAGAGGAGCCAGUAAGAGGCAUGAAGGCAUUUCUUAGUAUUUCUUGGGGGAAGCCAUGCAGAAUUCUCUAAAGAUGAGAGCAGAGGUGGGGUUGGUGGGUCAGGGAGAGUCGUUGGGAAGGACUAACUUGGUGGUUUCCCAGAGGAAGCCAACAGCGGGAGAACCCUUGGCACAUCGGCCCUGGGAGAGUGUAGCAGGAAUUUCCAUAAAUGUGUUCGGUUGGGUUAGGGCAGACAGCCUGGCUUCCAGAAAACCUGCCUGCUUUGCAUUGCUCAGUACAGCAGGUUUGGGACAGGAAGCUCCAGAGUGACUUUAAUUCUAGAGCCUGCUGGGGACCUUGACCAGUCACUGCCUUCUCUGGGUGGUGUCCCUUCCUUGGCAAUAGCAGACUGAUCCUUCCCCCUCUUGCCUCUACGUAGCCUGAGGGAAAAGGAGAAAAAGCACUUCUCCCUCUCCACCUUGGCCUAAAGGAGGGCAGGACAGAUGCCAGGGUCUGUUGCGCACUGACUGUGUGCUGAGGCCUGCACUAAGUUCUUUACACACAACAUUGAAAACGGGCUAAUUCCAUCAGGUCUACCUGCCCUGCUUGCUUUGGGUUGCUUUUUUAAUUCUCCCCCUCCCAAGCUUUUUCUAUGAAGCUGAAGGCUGUGGUAGCUGAAGGCCUCACCGCUGAACACUGGAACUUAACCUUCACUGGCUACUUUAUAGAUAACAUUCAUAGGUCACCAUGGUAAUAUUCACUUCAGUGUUUUUCAGGAACUUGGCCAGCGCCUGUCUAGUUCAAACUAGCUGAGACCCCGAUCCUUCAUCCUAGACUGCCCAAGUGCCUAAGGGGUGGCCUUUUGAAGUCAGAGGGCCGACAACUCCACCCUCAGAUCAUGCAAAUGCCACCAUUUUUGUUACAUGUGCCCUGUGAAGUGCCGUGAAGCCUGACUACCCUUGCUCAGGAGGAACCUGUCACUUCAUUUUUUUCCCACUGCCAAUCACCUGUCCCCAUGAUUUAGAUCAUCCCACUUCCCUUACCUGUAAAUAUCCUUAAGCCUUAUCCUCAAGGGUCGGGUGGGGGUGGUUUUGAGAGCUGUUCUCCCACCUCCUCAUGUAUUGCCCUUGCAAAUAAAUCUUUCUCUUUUGCAAAACCCAUGUCAUCAUGAUUUAUUCACUGUGCAGAGGCAGAAUGAACCUGGACCUAGCCAAUCUUACUUAACAAUUUUUGUAUUUUUAGUAGAGGCGGGUUUUCACCAU